Messenger RNA from Austrofundulus limnaeus, 3864 nucleotides. It is a transcript of the gene mov10l1, whose product is annotated as Mov10 like RNA helicase 1. NCBI's taxonomy places the organism in Eukaryota, Metazoa, Chordata, Actinopteri, Cyprinodontiformes, Rivulidae. Bases 315 to 3689 code for a protein of 1124 amino acids. The transcript is spliced from 27 exons. Gene Ontology annotation, molecular function: helicase activity. The record is from RefSeq and is a predicted model, not a curated record.
UUCUUCAGGCUGUAGGUUUGACACGCUCAACCUUUAGCCAAAGUGUCUCAUCUAUCAAAACCUACAACUAAAACUCAGUAUUUGCAGCGUGCUUUGCGCUACAUGAAGGUUACGUAUAGUCGAGGUUAUCUUCGAAGCUUCUCAUGAACCCACCUUCGUGACGCAACCUUACGCUGCUGCGCACGUGCAGUCGCGCACACACCUGAUGCAAAGCGGUGCAAAGAGGUGUCGGAGUCCACAUGUGACUUACUUGUUUAACAUUUAAUGUGGCCACCAAAUCACAGUUCCUUUUAUCUAGCUAACAUUUCGCAGCCAUGCUAACUGCUGUGCGGUGGAUGCUGUCCAGACUGGUUUCUCCGUUGUGGAGAUCAGUUGAUGCGGAUGAAGAUGGCUUCCUUGAUUGUUCGGGGGCAGAGGACAUUCGCCACCUGCGAGGCAGCGUGGUGACACAGCUGUGUCUGGACUAUGGCAUGAUUGAUGAUGCCGUCUUUUUCACAAGUAAUGUGGUUUUGGGUGGGAUGCUACUGAAGAAAGGUGACCUCGUGAACUGCAUAGCGUUAAGAGAUGGUGUUGAAGGAGGAUGGAAGGCUUUAAGGGUGGAGAAGAGUUCAGACGCCUGGGACGAUGGUGGAAGAACCUCUUUAGAAGCUGACAGUUUGCAGCUGAGACCUCUCAUUGGGACUGUCACGUCUUUUGAUGGCAACGAUGGCUACAUUAAUCAGACUACUUAUUUUGCACACCACUCUCUUUUGCAAGGGUAUGAGCCAAUGAAAGGAGACUGGGUCCAAGCCCAGUAUUUCAUUAACCCAACCCAGUGGACCACACAAGCUCAUUCUGUGACCCCUUUACGCUAUAGCCGCCUGGACCAAGUCCGUGUGACUAGCGUGUUCGGCACCAACGGCGUGGUGGAGGACAGCGUUUUCUUCAGCUUGAACUCUCUGCUGCUGCCUGCUCACUACCAGCCUUUAGAGGGGGACCUGGUCAACGUGGUGAUGGUGGAGAGCACUCAGUCGUUGUACAGUUGGAGGGCCCUGUGCAUGGCACCCUGCCCUCAGAGUAGGAACAUUUCUGCCACGCCUCUUCUGCAAACUGAAGUCUUGGAAAACAAAGAAGGCCUUGACGUUUCAGACUACGGUCAGUUCGGAGAAGCAAAUCUUGGGGAGAGACUAGAGCUGGUGAUCUGGAUACAAAAUCAAGGCUCUGAGGUGCACACGCUGAAGGGUUGUGAGUUUGCUGGCUGGGAUUCUGAAGAACAGUUCACCGUGUUUACUGUCAAGAAAUCUACGUCACAGAGCCCAGGACGACACUGUUCGAAAGAAAACUGCUCUCAGUCCUCAGAAAACCAAGUCAAGGAUUCAAAGGAGGACACUGCUCAUCAACGUGAUGUGAGAAAAGCGGAGUUGGAGGUGAAAAUAUCUCCUGGAGAGAGACUCUCUGUUGUAAUAUCCUGUCAAGCAAAAAGUCUGGGAAGCUGUGCUGAGCUUCUGCUGCUGCAUUUUUCUAGUUUCACCAUCGGGCGGCGCCUGGAGGUGACAGUUUGUUGUGAGAAUGAAAACCUGCUGCAGCCCUCUGAGCCUUAUUACAAGCCCAUUGAUACCAAGCUGCUGUUAAAAGCGUCUCCUCAUGUGAUCACUGUGUCUGCUCCAAAAGAGGCCCCAAGGUUUAGUAAACGACGGCUGCCAAACUUCCUGCCCAGCUUCCCGGUGCCGAAGGCUCUAAGAGACUGUGUAGAGGCACAGAGUGAUGUGCUGGUGGCUCAGCCCUGCCUGGGGGAGGUCUUGUCACCGUUCAACAUGCAGUCACGAUUCUCAGCCCUUCUGUGGCUUGAAGAGCUUCAUGCAGAAAAGGAAGUUAAAGAACUCACAAUUAGUGGAGCACUUCUCAGGAAAGGAGCUGCCUCUUUGCACCUCGAGGUGCUCGGAUUGUCUGAAGGCAGACCUAAUCUUAACAUCGGUGACAGAGUAAUACUAAAGAAACCCCGCGGUGAUGGAGUGAUAUUGGAGUUCGUUAGUUGUGUUACAGAGAUUAAUGACGAGGACGUGGGUUUGAGGGUAAAUUCCGACUUUCAGCACAGCUAUGUUGGUGAGCCACUUGAUGUUGAGUUCACCUUCAACAGGUUGACUGUGAGGCGAUGCCACAAUGCACUGGAACAGUCCAAACACUUUGAAGAAAUUUUCUUUCCCUCCAGAGUGACACUUCAGACCCCUCAGUGGACUGUAAAAUGGAAAGAUGAGAGUCCAGCGACUGAAGAUGAGCGAGUGUCGAGUGCUUCCAUUGACACCGAGUCAAAGGCCACACAAACAAAAGUCACAGAUGGAAAACUGGCAUCUAAACCCAUCCCCAGCAAAGGACAGUUCUUCAACCUGGAUCUUAACUCCUGUCAGAAAGAGGCAGUGAAGAAUAUCCUGGCAGGAGAAUGUCGACCUUUACCUUAUGUGCUCUUUGGGCCUCCAGGAACUGGAAAGACUAUCACCCUUAUUGAGGCCAUACUGCAGGUGUACCACUUUCUGCCCAGCAGUCGGGUACUUGUAUGCACUCCAUCCAACAGUGCUGCUGACCUCAUCUGCAUACGUCUCCAUUAUAGCGGCUUCCUGCAUGCCACAAGCCUGGCUCGAGUCAAUGCAUCCUGCAGGGGAAACGAAUCUAUUCCAGAAGUGCUGCAACCUUACUCGAAGGCUGGAGAAGACAUCCGCCAAGCUGCUUUCCACAGGAUUGUGGUCAGCACCUGUUCCAGUGCUGGCAUGUUUCAUAGUAUUGGAAUCCAAGUGGGACAUUUUACUCAUGUGUUUCUGGAUGAAGCUGGUCAAGCCACAGAGCCAGAGUCUCUGAUUCCCAUCAGCUUCGUGUCUGAAAAAGAUGGACAGAUAGUGCUGGCUGGAGACCCCUGCCAGUUGGGUCCAGUAGUGAAGUCUAAGCUGGCCUCUGCUUUUGGUCUCGGGGUGUCUUUGAUAGAGAGGCUGAUGUCCAACCCGCUGUACAGCAAAAAAGACUGGGGCUACAACCCAAAACUGGUGACUAAGCUAAUCUUCAACUAUCGCUGUCAUGAGGCUCUGCUCGCUCUGCCCUCCAAGCUGUUCUACCAGGGAGAGUUGUGCUUUAAAGCUCCACGGGAUGUUGUGGAGUCCCUCUGCCAGUGGAAAAGCCUUCCCAGAAAAGGCUUCCCGCUCAUUUUUCACGGAGUCAGGGGUACAGAAAUGAGGGAAGGCAACAACCCAUCAUGGUUUAAUCCAGCAGAGGCUGUGCAGGUCAUGCUCUACUGCUGCCAGCUGGCAAAGAAGCUCUCCAAUCCUGUUAACACCUCUGACAUCGGCAUCAUCGCUCCCUACAGAAAACAAUGUGAGAAAAUCCGAAUGCUGCUGUGUAAAGUGGGUUUGUCUGAAAUCAAAGUGGGCUCAGUGGAGGAGUUCCAGGGACAAGAGUUUCUCGUCAUCAUCAUGUCAACGGUGCGUUCUAAUGAGUCCAUGGAAAGUGCUGAUUUGCAGAGUUCAAUGGGGUUUUUGGCUAACCAAAAGCGCUUUAACGUGGCCAUCACUCGCUCUAAAGCUCUGCUCCUGAUUAUUGGAAACCCCCACAUUCUCAUUCGGGAUCCGUGCUUCAGGGCUCUACUGCAGUACUGUUACAAUAAUGGGGUGUAUCUGGGUUGUGAUGCCCCGCUCUUCCUGAGGGACACUCAGAGAGCUGCAGAGUAAAGGUGAAGCGAGAUGGCAUCAUUAAUGGUCUACUUCAACAAUGUUUUUGUUUUGUUUUUACAUUUAUGUCUAAUCUCUACUGCUUUCAAAUUAUCUGUAUAUUUUGUUCAUUUUUUUUUCCGUUGGAGGCCAAAUUUGUUCUAUUAGAGUUAGAAAUAAAGAUUUUGCUUGUGUA